AUUGCUUUUUCUCUGUGUGCUAAACUACCACUAUUUGUACAUUGCAGGAGCAUAAGAAAUUGGUGGAAGGCACUUCCUCCUAAUAAACGGGAACUUUUUAAAGAAAGUGUAAGAAAAAAUAAAUGGAAGAUACUCCUGGGUGUCAGUAGCUUAGGAGUUUUGUUUGUCGUGUUUUAUUUUACUCACUUGGAGGAGACACCCAUCACUGGACGCGCUCGACUGUUGGUGUUUGGAAAAGAGCACUUUCGGGAACUGUCACAGAUGGAAUAUGAUAUGUGGAUGGAGGAAUUCAAAAGUAAAAUGUUACCUGAGACAGAUGCACGCUACCAGGUUGUGGAGAGAGUUGUUGGUCAUUUAUCUGAAAGCAACAGGGACAUCCCACAGGUCUUGGCGCUCAAGUGGGUUAUCCAUGUGGUAGAUGAACCAGGUGUAAAUGCUUUUGUGCUUCCAAAUGGUCAGGUGUUUGUUUUCACUGGAUUGCUAAAUGCAGUUUCUGAUAUUCAUCAGCUGUCUUUCAUUCUGGGACAUGAAAUAGCUCAUGCCGUGCUGGAACAUGCAGCGGAGAGAGCCAGCCUGGUUCACUUCUUGGAUUUUCUGUCACUCAUCUUUCUCACUAUGAUUUGGGCCAUCUGUCCUCGUGAUAGCUUGGCAGUUGUUGGCCAGUGGAUUCAGAGCAAGUUGCAGGAGUUUGUGUUUGACAGACCGUACAGCAGAACAUUGGAGGCCGAAGCUGAUAAAGUGGGACUUCAGUUUGCAGCAAAGGCCUGUGUGGAUGUACGAGCAAGCAGUGUAUUCUGGCAACAAAUGGAAUUAGCAGAAACCAUUCAAGGGCAGCCCAAGUUACCGGAGUGGCUCUCCACACACCCGUCUCAUGAGAACAGAGCUGAGCACUUAGACCGGCUUAUCCCAGAGGCUCUUAAAAUAAGAGAGAGCUGCAAUUGCCCAUCUCUUUCUGGACCAGAUCCUCGCCUCAUUUUCAAACUUAACAUGCAACAUCUCCUGGAAUCGGCUAAAGAUCAAGAAACCCCAAAUUCUACAAAGCCAGAUCUCUCAAAACCCAAACCGGAUUUCCCUCACACUCAAAAAGUGGAAGACAUGCCAGUAACUUUUGCAGUCAAACCUACAAACUAAUGAUAAUAACUUUCACUUUUUAUGAAACUUGUGGUCCCUGAAGGUCUGUCUUAUAACACAAAUUUGUCUUUGAACCAUAAAGAAGAUGCAGCCACUCAUAUUCUAUGUUUCUUUUAUGUGAUGUCUCACUCAAAGCAGUAAGGAGCCAUGCCCACACAAGAAG
Messenger RNA from Eurypyga helias (sunbittern), 1294 nucleotides. It is a transcript of the gene OMA1, whose product is annotated as OMA1 zinc metallopeptidase. NCBI's taxonomy places the organism in Eukaryota, Metazoa, Chordata, Aves, Eurypygiformes, Eurypygidae. Gene Ontology annotation, biological process: mitochondrial protein processing; protein quality control for misfolded or incompletely synthesized proteins. The transcript has 7 exons. Gene Ontology annotation, cellular component: mitochondrial inner membrane. Gene Ontology annotation, molecular function: metalloendopeptidase activity. The record is from RefSeq and is a predicted model, not a curated record. The annotation marks the transcript as partial.